AUGUUUCCUCCACAGCAGGGCACUUCGCUCGACAUCGAAGCUCUCUCGGGGAUCUGUGGAUCAAUAUCGAUCGCCUGUUGGGUAGUGGUAUUUUCACCACAGAUCAUUGAGAACUUCAGGAGAGGGUCGGCCGAAGGACUAUCCAUUGUUUUCAUCGUCAUCUGGCUUGCUGGAGAUGUGUUUAAUAUCCUCGGCGCCAUCCUGCAGGGGGUCUUGCCUACGAUGACGAUCCUGGCUGUAUAUUAUACAUUGGCGGAUAUCGUUUUGAUGAUGCAGGUGUUUUACUAUCGGGGUUUCACGCUGAGGGACGAGGUUCGACCAUCACAUUCUAAUGGAGACGCUGAGACCCGGCCGCUCUUACACAGUGGCUCGGUAACUCAGCCGCCAUCGAGGGAUGAGAAUGAUCGCUCGCGUUCCAUCAGUGCGUUGCAACGACAUCUCUCUGUCGACGGAACCCAUUUGUCCCCUGUCACGCCUCUGCUCGAUGCCCCCAAACCCGGUGAUCCACCAGCUGUCAAGAACGCCAAGCCCACUACGACACUGCAGACCGUCAUUUUUAACAGUUUUGCUGUGCUCCUCGUCUGCGCCGCUGGUGUCUUUGGAUGGUGGAUUACCUCCCGCAAAGUGCAUCGCAAGCACUCCAUCAAAGACGAAGAAUCUGACCAACUCGAAUUCGAUACUUUGGGCCAGAUCUUCGGCUAUCUCUGUGCGGUGCUAUAUCUUGGAUCUCGACUUCCGCAAUUGUUACUCAACUAUAAACGAAAAAGCACGGAAGGCGUCUCGCUGUUGUUUUUCUUGUUUGCCUGUAUUGGAAACUUGACAUAUGUCAUGUCCAUCUUUGCAUAUUCGCCCAUCUGUCGGAAGCCGGGUCAUUGUAAGGCUGGUGAGUCUGGGGCUAUCUAUGCCAGGUAUAUUGCGGUCAACGCGAGUUGGAUCGCGGGUAGUUUGGGAACGUUGUUUUUGGAUAUGGCGAUUUUUGUGCAGUUCUUUUUGUAUCAAAAGGUGGAGGGUGAUGACGAUGAAGACGAUCUAUGA
Exophiala bonariae is the source of this 1035-nucleotide messenger RNA. RefSeq lists its product as uncharacterized. The transcript has a single exon. Gene Ontology annotation, cellular component: membrane. NCBI's taxonomy places the organism in Eukaryota, Fungi, Ascomycota, Eurotiomycetes, Chaetothyriales, Herpotrichiellaceae. The coding region runs from base 1 to 1035 and encodes 344 amino acids. The record is from RefSeq and is a predicted model, not a curated record.